CCGCGUACUCGCGUGGCCCUCAGCGACCCGCAGGCACAUUUAAGCAGGCUGGUUUUUAGAACCCCGCCUUGCGUGGCAGGGUCCUCUGCAGCCCCAGGGUCAUUUUCAGCAAUGUCGUCUCUCACUUGAACCGACCCGAGACUUAUUUCUUAAAGGAAUAAGCGAAGCGAUCUGGGGAAGCCAGGGGGCGGGCGACGCUGGGCCGGCGCCGGCUGGAGCGCCUGCAGGGGCGGGCCGGGGUUCGGGGCGCUGCCCGCGGUGACGCGCGGCCCCCGCCCGCCGCAGCGACACUGCGAUGGUUGAGGCCGUCGGACUCCACUGCCCGAAGCCUGAUCGCGGGGAACCUUGGUGAAUGAGAAAAUGUAGCGGAGUAAUACCUGCCAAGAGCUUGGCGUGGAUACCCUGGCCCAGACGGAGCAGCUGCCCCUGGGCGUCUUUGUGGCCAUCCAGCCUCACCAUGUCAAAGAAGGGCGCGGGCAGCCGGGCCAAGGGGGACAAAGCAGAGGCACUCGCCGCACUGCAGGCUGCCAACGAGGAGCUGCGAGCCAAGCUCACGGAUAUCCAGAUUGAGCUACAGCAGGAGAAAAGCAAGGUCAGCAAAGUGGAGCGGGAGAAGAGCCAGGAGCUGAAGCAGGUGCGUGAACACGAGCAGCGCAAGCACGCCGUCCUGGUCACCGAGCUCAAGACCAAGCUGCACGAGGAGAAGAUGAAGGAGCUGCAGUCGGUGCGGGAGGCACUGCUGCGGCAGCACGAGGCCGAGCUGCUGAGAGUCAUCAAGAUCAAGGACAAUGAGAACCAGCGGCUGCAAGCCCUGCUCAACACCCUGCGGGAUGGCGCGCCCGACAAGGUGAAGACCGUGCUCCUGUGUGAGGCUAAGGAGGAGGCCAAGAAGGGCUUUGAGGUGGAGAAGGUCAAGAUGCAGCAAGAGAUCUCAGAGCUCAAGGGGGCCAAAAAGCAGGUGGAGGAGGCACUGACGAUGGUCAUCCAGGCGGAUAAGAUCAAGGCGGCAGAGAUCAGGAGCGUCUACCACCUGCACCAAGAAGAAAUUGUCCGCAUCAAGAAGGAGUGUGAGCGCGAGAUCCGUAGGCUGAUGGAGGAGAUAAAAUUUAAAGACAGAGCAGUCUUCGUGCUGGAAAGAGAGUUAGGGGUUCAAGCCGGGCAUGCCCAGAGACUGCAGCUGCAGAAAGAGGCUCUAGAUGAGCAGCUUUCCCAGGCCAAAGAGGCUGAGCGGCACCCAGGCAGCCCCAGACGGGAACUCCCUCAUGCAAGCGGUGCAGGAGACGUCUCCUCAGACCACUCAGGAAGCCCUGAACAGCAGUUGGAUGAAAAGGAUGCCAGGCGCUUCCAACUUAAAAUCGCUGAGCUAAGUGCUAUCAUCCGUAAACUGGAAGACCGCAAUGCCUUGCUGUCUGAAGAGAGGAACGAGCUGUUAAAGCGGUUGAGGGAAGCUGAAAGUCAGUACAAGCCGUUGCUGGAUAAAAACAAACGUCUUACUCGGAAAAAUGAGGACUUGUCCCACACUCUGCGGCGUAUAGAAAGCAAGCUGAAAUUCGUUACCCAGGAGAACAUAGAGAUGAGGCAGAGAGCUGGAAUCAUCCGGAGACCCAGCUCCUUAAACGACCUGGAUCAAAGUCAAGACGAGAGAGAGAUCGACUUCCUAAAGCUCCAGAUUGUGGAGCAGCAGAACCUCAUUGAUGAGCUUUCUAAGACCCUGGAGACAGCAGGCUAUGUGAAGAGUGUGUUGGAGCGUGAUAAGCUGUUGCGGUAUCGGAAACAAAGAAAGAAAAUGGCAAAACUCCCCAAGAAGCCAGUUGUUGUGGAGACCUUCUUCGGAUAUGAUGAAGAAGCUUCCUUGGAAUCCGAUGGCUCCUCCAUUUCUUAUCAAACUGACAGGACAGACCAGACCCCAUGCACCCCGGAAGAUGACCUGGAAGAGGGUAUGGCCAAGGAAGAGACGGAGCUGAGGUUUCGGCAGCUGACCAUGGAAUACCAGGCAUUGCAGCGAGCCUAUGCCUUGCUGCAGGAACAAGUCGGAGGGACCCUGGAUGCAGAGCGAGAAGUUAAGACCCGUGAGCAGCUGCAAGCAGAAAUGCAGAGAGCACAGACCCGGGUGGAGGACCUGGAAAAGGCACUGGCUGAGCAGGGGCAGGAUAUGAAAUGGAUUGAGGAGAAGCAAGCGUUGUAUCGAAGAAAUCAAGAGCUUGUAGAAAAGAUAAAACAAAUGGAGACAGAGGAGGCCCGGCUGAAGCACGAGGUCCAGGAUGCAAAGGACCAGAAUGAGCUGUUGGAAUUCAGGAUCCUGGAGCUUGAGGAGAGGGAGAGGAAGUCACCUGCCAUCAACUUCCACCAUACGCCUUUUGUAGAUGGGAAGAGCCCCCUGCAGGUAUAUUGUGAAGCGGAAGGUGUAACGGACAUCCUGGUCACAGAGCUGAUGAAGAAGCUGGAUAUCCUGGGGGAUAACGCCGUAAGUAAUCUGACCAAUGAGGAACAAGUGGUUGUCAUUCAAGCAAGGACAGUCCUGACCUUGGCAGAAAAGUGGCUCCAGAGGAUUGAAGAGACAGAGUCAGCUCUACAGCGGAAAAUGGUAGACCUGGAGAGCGAGAAGGAGCUGUUCAGCAAGCAGAAAGGCUACCUGGAUGAGGAGUUGGACUACAGGAAGCAGGCACUGGACCAAGCUCACAAGCACAUCCUGGAGCUGGAAGCCAUGUUGUAUGAUGCCCUGCAGCAGGAAGCCGGGGCCAAAGUGGCUGAGCUGCUGUCAGAAGAAGAGCGUGAGACGCUCAGGGUGGCAGUGGAGCAGUGGAGACGCCAGGUCAUGAGCGAGCUGCGGGAGCGUGACGCACAGAUCCUGAGGGAGCGCAUGGAACUGCUGCAGGUUGCGCAGCAGAGAAUAAAAGAGUUAGAAGAAAGAAUAGAAACCCAGAAGAGACAAAUAAAGGAGCUGGAAGAAAAGCUUUCAUUCUCUGGUCAUAGCUGUUCUUGGCACACUGAACUGCCCUCUGAAGAAGUGGACCUUUGUCCUCUAACAGGACCAGAGAGCAGCAGGUGCCAGAGAAAGCAUGGGAAACUGAGUAUCAACACUGAAGACUCUGGAGGGUUUGGGGUCUGUUCCCUGCCCUGUGGAGGAUGAGGGUAAAAGCACUGUGAGCUGCUGUCACUGUCCACUUGGGGUGAGCCAGGACUAGAACUUGUCUUGCUGACUAGCGCUUCUCUAGGAGAGGCCUAGCCUUGGCUACAGAGUCCUGGUGACCUUCAGUCCAGAAAGCAGACUUUAUCCCAAUCACAGCAAUGUGUAGUGUUCCCUGCCAUGCAGGGGUAAGAACUGCUCCUGUGCUGGAGCCCACACUGGACACAUCCCCUUGUUCCCAUAGUGACCAUCAAUGCUCUUGGAAGAAGAUCUCGGAACUGCCCAGACUUGCCCCUAUGGCAAGAUGAAGGCUGUGGUCACAGUGCUGACCUAGGAGGAUUCCCUGUGACAUCCUGGUGUCACACUAAAGUCACUCACUGUGGUCCUGAACACUUGCUGAUGGACAGAUCCCAUGCCCAACCUUGUUCUGUUACACUGGUGUCUCUGUGAGGGCAGAUGAGAGUUAUGACUCCCCCCACUCCACACUGACCUCCUACACUACCCCCAGACACAAUGGCUAGAAUCCUAUUCCAGUCUGCUGGCCAGGAGCACAGAAGGAAGACCAGAGGAGAGGCCAGGGGGGCAUACUAGAUGAAUAUGCAGAGGUCUGGCCUUGAAGAAUGUGGAUCAAAGCACAACCCAGACAUGGUGGAGACGUGGCCCUCCUGACCUGGAAGACCCUCAGCAGGUGGAUCUAACCUGAGAACUGCAGGCAGCAAGGGCAGGUGGUAAGAGUAGCUGAAGAUGGCCUCAUCCAGAGC
This is a messenger RNA of Phodopus roborovskii (desert hamster), 3888 nucleotides long. RefSeq names its product Janus kinase and microtubule interacting protein 3 (gene Jakmip3). The record is from RefSeq and is a predicted model, not a curated record. The transcript has 23 exons. Bases 353 to 3130 code for a protein of 925 amino acids. NCBI's taxonomy places the organism in Eukaryota, Metazoa, Chordata, Mammalia, Rodentia, Cricetidae. Gene Ontology annotation, molecular function: kinase binding; microtubule binding.